Molecule: messenger RNA, 1165 nt
Organism: Osmia lignaria (orchard mason bee)
Lineage: Eukaryota; Metazoa; Arthropoda; Insecta; Hymenoptera; Megachilidae
Product: SPRY domain-containing protein 7
Molecular function (GO): protein binding
Source: RefSeq, a predicted model, not a curated record
GAUACGCGACCAAUAUCAAGCACAGUAUACAGUAAAUUUUAUAAAAUUUAACAAUUAAAAAUUAUAACGUUUUGUUUCUAAAUCAUUUAUAAUAUUAAUAUCAUCAUAAUUAAGAUUUUGAGAAUUCCUACUUCCUCUGUAACGCCAUUUUCUCUAAGGAAGCCUAUAUACUUUAUGCUGUGCAUCAAAUGCGCGCAUCACUGCGUUUCGUUUAUAUUUAAGUAUUAUAACAGUUUCUGUGCAACAAAAGUAAAUAUUGCAAGGUGUUCGAAUUCUACAGGAGGAAAAACAAUUUUUCUCCUAGAAGCAUCAUGAUGACGUAAUUAUCUAUUUAAAAGAAUCGUAAAAUGACAAUGAUGUUUUGCUGUUUAAGAAACUGUUUUGACGGCCUCGGCUUUGCCGCAACACAAAUGCCGAAGAAAGAACCAAAUCCUAUAGCUUUAGACACAUCUUUCAUGGGACAUGAAGUUGUGAUAGUAAAAAACGGUCUAAGAGUAUGUGGUCGUGGUGGUGCCUUAACAAAUGCUCCUCUUGCCCAAAGUAAAAGUUAUUUUGAAGUUAAAAUACAACAAGGUGGUAUAUGGGCAAUUGGAUUAGCCACAAGAUCCACAGAUCUCAAUGUUGCUAUUGGGGGAAAUGAUACAGAAAGUUGGGCACUUAAUUCCGAUGGUAUUAUAAGGCAUAAUCAACAAGAAAUACAUAAAAUACAAAAUCAAGUUCAAGAAGGAGACAUUAUUGGUGUAUCUUAUGACCACAUAGAACUUAAUUUCUAUUUAAAUGGAAAAUCAAUGGAUGCCCCUAUAAUGGGCAUAAAAGGGACUGUGUAUCCAGUACUUUAUGUGGACGAUGGGGCCAUUUUAGACUUAAUUUUGGAUAAUUUUGCUCAUCCUCCACCUACAGGUUUUGAAAAGAUAAUGCUAGAGCAAUCAUUGCUUUAGCAAAAAAGUACUAAUACAUUAAUGUCAUACUCUUUGGAAGUUGACAUUAUCAAAGUAUUUUAUGUAUAUCCAUCUUGUAUUUGUCUAACAUUAAAGUACAGAAUCAAAAAUUAUUCUUAUUUGAAAAAGAUCUUAAAACGUAAUUUUAUGGAUAAACAAUAUUUCUCUUAAAAAUAAUGUACAAAUAUAUUUAAUUAGCAAGUGCAAAAUAAACAUUUUAAUUUAUA